AACUUGACAUGGCGUCGCUCGCCUCGGGCAGAGAAAGCCACGGCUGUUGCUCGCUGUGUUUUAGUUGGGGAYAGGGCUGUGUUCACUCGCUGUUCGUGGGCUUUUCAGAACUUCUCGUCCAGUAAAACCGUCAGCACAACUAAAACUUCGCCACUCGCUCGGUAACUCGGGACGAUGAACGGUAAAUCGGCGAACGGCACGGCGGGAGGAAUGGCCUGCAUCGAGGGUCUGCCGCCGCUGCCGAAGAGCCUGAGCGGGCUGCUGAACUCGAGCGGCGGCUCGUGGAGAGAAAUGGAGCGGAUGUACGUGAAGAAAACCAUGAUCCAGGACGACCUGAGCCGAGGCAGGAACAGCGACAACCUCCUGGCCAACAAGCCGGCCAACCUGGACGCUGCCCUGGCUCUCCUCCGGAAAGAGAUGGUGGGACUCCGUCAGCAGGACAUGUCUCUGCUGUGCCAGCUGUGGUCGCUCCACGAGUCCAUCCAGGAGUACAAGGGCAGCUGCCACGACCUAAGCUCCGCCUCCAGCCUCAGCAUGAUGGAGAACGGCUUCUUCGACGAAGACGACGAGUUCUACCCGGAGCCGGGGGCCACGCCCACCGGGGAGCGGCCGGACGGAGACGUCGGGGACGAGACGCCGACCGUGGCGGCGGCCAAGAACGGCAACGAGGAGCGCUGGGGCUCGUUYCACGUCAACAUCUGACGCCUGGUUUCUGGGCUGCUGUUCUGCAGACAGAUUCAUUGUUUGGCUGGAGGGAAAGGAAAGACUUCAGGAACCUGUCAGAGUGUCUGGUUAGUUUGUUGUCCAACGGUGAACAAGUCCAGCCUAACCUCAGCUCCUCCUCAGGUCAAACACACAUCGUGCUUUUUCCUGCAGACCCUCAGCGUCAAACUGCAGAGAACAGACUGAAUGUUUUCCUCUCAAACUGAGAAAUAUCUAACUGUUUAUUAACAGCUGUCCUGCUUCUGUAUCAGCCAGGCUCAGCUUCUUUUUCUACUUUAAAUAUAUGAAAAAAAGUUUUAUUAUUUAUUACAUAAUAUAAAAAGCAGAAUAGUCUUUUUCUCUCUCUGUACUCUUAUUGAAAGUUUUCUGCUGCACCUCUAACCCAGGUACAGUCUCACUGCAAACCAGGACUUAUAUAAAAAAAAGACUUGUAACUUUAACAAUCAGGAGAUAAACGUCUGUGGACAGGCUGAUUGUGUGUUCUGGUGGUGAAAUAAUGUAUCAGAGGUGGAAUUACUGACAAAUCUUACAUUUUACCAUGAUUCUGACCAUGUGGUGCGAGUUUUACUCCCAUCUCAGUUACACUCAUCACUUCUCACAACCUGCUUUUUUAGCUUUUUUAACUUUUUAGCAAAAUAAGAGUUGCAGAAACUGGUGACCCCAUAUUUCUGGUUUGCAAAUUUUGAUAAUAACUCUGUUAAACAUGACAAUUAUGA
Messenger RNA from Austrofundulus limnaeus, 1439 nucleotides. RefSeq names its product family with sequence similarity 89 member A (gene fam89a). The transcript is spliced from 2 exons. NCBI's taxonomy places the organism in Eukaryota, Metazoa, Chordata, Actinopteri, Cyprinodontiformes, Rivulidae. The coding region runs from base 175 to 702 and encodes 175 amino acids. The record is from RefSeq and is a predicted model, not a curated record.